GCGGCACGGCGCCUCCGGGCUGCGGGAGAGCCUCCGGCCGCGGCGAUGCGCCGGGAUCGCUGCCGGGAUCGCUGCCCCGGAGCGGCGUCUCCCUCCCCGGCGGAGCAGCGCUCGAUUCUUUAUCUUUGUUCAGGAGCCUAAGGUUGUUUGCUGAUCAUAAGAAGAUGAUUCUGUGGCUCUUUCUGGUUCUGUCAUCUCCAGUUUCUUCUACAACUGCAGAUGCUGAUAUAUCUGUGGAAAUUUGCAGUGUUUGCUCCUGUGUGUCAGUUGAGAAUGUACUCUAUGUCAACUGUGAGAAGGUUGCAGUCUACAGACCAAAUCAGCUUAAACCACCAUGGUCUAAUUUUUACCACCUCAACUUUCAAAACAACCUGCUAAUUAUUCUAUAUCCAAAUUCCUUUCUUAAUUUUACACAUGCAGUGUCCUUGCAGCUGGGUAAUAAUAAGUUGCAGAACAUUGAGGGAGGGGCCUUUAUGGGUCUUAGUGCAUUAAAACAGUUGCACUUGAACAACAACGAAUUAAAGAUUCUCCGGGCUGACACUUUCCUUGGCAUAGAGAACUUGGAGUAUCUCCAAGCUGACUACAAUUUAAUCAAGUUUAUUGAACGGGGAGCCUUCAAUAAGCUUCACAAGCUGAAAGUCCUGAUACUUAAUGACAAUCUGAUUUCAUUCCUUCCCGAUAAUAUUUUUCGAUUUGCUUCUCUAACCCAUCUGGAUAUACGGGGGAAUCGAAUACAGAAGCUGCCAUACAUUGGAGUUCUGGAACACAUCGGGCGAAUUGUUGAACUGCAGCUGGAAGACAACCCCUGGAAUUGUACUUGUGAUUUGUUGCCUUUGAAAGCGUGGCUGGAGAACAUGCCCUACAACAUCUACAUUGGAGAGGCUAUCUGUGAAACACCCAGUGACUUGUACGGAAGGCUGCUGAAAGAGACCAAUAAGCAGGAGCUGUGCUCCAUGGGGACAGGGAGCGAUUUUGACGUGCGCAUCCUGCCUCCCUCGCAGCUGGAGCCUGGCUACAGCACGCCCAACGGCCACACCACUCAAACAUCAGUGCACAGAUUAGUCACAAAGGCACCAAAGACUACAAAUCCUUCCAAGAUCUCGGGGAUAGUAGCAGGCAAAGCUCUGUCCAGUCGCAAUCUCAGUCAGAUCGUAUCUUACCAGACCAGGGUGCCUCCUUUAACUCCUUGUCCUCUCCCUUGUGUUUGCAAAACUCACCCUUCAGACUUGGGAUUAAGCGUAAAUUGCCAAGAAAGAAAUAUAGAAUCGAUGGCUGAACUUGUACCCAAACCUUUAAAUGCCAAGAAACUGCAUGUAAAUGGCAAUUAUAUUAAGGAUGUGGAUACUACAGAUUUCGCUGAGUUUGAGGGGCUGGAUUUGCUACAUUUAGGCAGCAAUCGGAUUUCAGUGAUCAAAGGAGAUGUUUUCCGCAACCUUACAAAUUUACGGAGAUUGUACCUCAAUGGCAAUCAGAUAGAGCGUCUGAGCCCAGAGAUGUUUGCUGGCCUCCACAAUUUGCAAUAUCUGUAUUUGGAAUACAAUGUUAUCAAAGAAAUCCUAGCAGGCACCUUUGACUUAAUGCCAAACUUGCAGUUGCUCUACCUGAACAACAAUCUUCUGCGAAGUUUGCCAGCCUAUAUUUUUGCUGGUGCACCACUUGCUAGACUGAAUCUGAGGAACAAUCACUUCAUGUAUUUACCUGUAAGUGGUGUUCUUGAUCAGCUAAAGUCUCUUACACAAAUAGAUUUGGAAGGUAAUCCGUGGGACUGCACUUGUGAUUUAGUUGCUUUAAAGCUCUGGCUUGAGAAGCUAAAUGACGGUAUUGUGGUGAAGGAAUUGAAAUGUGAGACACCUGUGCAGUUUGCUAACAUAGAACUUAAGUCUCUGAAAAAUGAGAUUCUCUGUCCUAAGCUUUUAAACAAGCCAUCUGCUCUGUUCACUAGUCCCAUGCCUGCUGUUAUUUUUACAACACCCCCGGGACCAGUCCGGAGUCCUCCUGGUGGCCCAGUUCCAUUGUCCAUCCUAAUCCUGAGCAUAUUGGUUGUGCUGAUUUUAACGGUGUUUGUUGCCUUUUGUCUUCUCGUUUUUGUGCUUCGGCGCAACAAAAAACCAACCAUAAAGCAUGAAGGGAUUGGAAACCAAGAGUGCAGUUCUAUGCAACUGCAGCUAAGAAAGCACGAUCACAAGUCAAACAAAAAAGAUGGACUGGGUGCAGAGGCCUUCAUUCCUCAGACCAUUGAGCAGAUGAGCAAAACUCAUACCUGUGGCUUGAAAGAGUCUGAAACAGGCUUCACGUUUGCUGACCCACCAGGGCAAAAAGUCAUUCUGAGAAAUAUGAAUGACAAGGAGAAAGAUUUGUUGCAUGUGGAUUCCAGAAAAAGACUUAGCACAAUCGAUGAACUGGAUGAGUUAUUCCCUGGAAGGGAUUCCAAUGUAUUUAUUCAAAAUUUUCUUGAAAGUAAAAAGGAGUACAACAGCAUAGGGGUCAGUGGCUUUGAAAUACGUUACCCAGAGAAACUGCAAGACAAAAAAGCCAAGAAAUCUCUAAUAGGUGGUAAUCAUAGUAAAAUUGUAGUAGAACAAAGAAAAAGUGAAUAUUUUGAACUAAAAGCUAAACUUCAAGGUUCACCUGACUACCUACAAGUCCUUGAAGAACAAACAGCUUUGAAUAAAAUAUAGGUCAUACAAUCUUAUUGCCUACAGAGGACAUUUAUUUAAUGAUGAAAGUGCCUUUUGUUGACUUUUAACUUCCAAAUACUAUAUUAUAUUGAUAGGCAUAGAGGCAGGUGUAUCCAAGGGUGUCUGAUUAACUGUAGCUGUGUAUGAUUUGUCAAGUAGAGGAGAAUUUCCUUAGUAGAUUUUACUCCAUAAAGCUCAUGCCCUGUGGAAUCCUGUAGGGAUACUGCAAACUCUAUUGCCAAAGGGAUGCUUUAUACACGUUACACUGAAUUUAACCUCAAGAGGCAUAUAUGUUUUGUAUCUCAAAUGCAAACCAUCGUCUCCUUGUGAUUUGUUAGAACAAACACAAGAAACCUGGUACUGAUAUUUGUACUUCAGCUGGGUCCUUCAUCCUGCACGUGGAUUUAAGUUGGUGGAACUGGAGUAAUCCUUUGAUUUGUGGUGUUCUAAUGGCACUGUUUAAAGCUUACCUGGAAAGUAACAAGCAUGCAAAGAGAGAACAUUCAAUAGUAUGUGUAAAUUGGUUACAUUUAUGGGCUGCAUCUUGAAACCACUGGAAUUAUAAUGAUAAAUUGUGUUUAAAAUAUACCAUGCAUUGCAUACCUAUGAAAUAAAUCUGACCACUUGAAGCAUACAUGUCUAUACAGAAAAUUAAAAAAAAAAAAGAAAAGAAAGAAAAUAGUUCAACCUGACUUCUGCAGUAUUCGUGACAUCUGAAGAAAAUAUUUGAUAUUUAUGCAGAAUCUGUUCUAAGACUCAUCUCCAAUUAAAACUAGAGUUCCUUCUCAGUUACGUGAAACUCUUGCAACCCCAACAGGUUGUCCAAAAUUGUCAAAGUGCUUACUGUGUGAGCGUAGCAGAAAUUAUUUUUGUAAUAUAAUUCAUAUUUAUGAAAUACUUUGUAUACUACAUAGGAAAAAAAAUAUGUACUCCUUAAUAUGUAUUUAAUAUGCCUGACUUGUUUUCCUGAUCACAAUGCAUUAAUCAUUCAGUAUAAAUAAAACCAGAACAAUAUACCAAACAGCAACGGGGGAUGUAAUGUAUAGCAUCAUCCAGAAUUAAGUGAUCAGAUAAUAAUGAUGAUAAUAAUAAUAAUAAUGAUAAUAAUAAUAAAAUUGUUCUGUACUAUUCUCGUGAGAUUAGCAUAUUACCUUAUUUCAGAUCUGUUACCAAUGGUGCAUUUUGAAAUAGAUUGAUUACUUUUUUAGUAUUGUGUCCCAGGCUGUUACUUGCCAUCAAUUUUCUUGCUUUUCAGGUCUCUACAGCUUAAUCUGAAUACUUUUCACAAGCAUUUACAGGAAUUCAUGCUAAGGGGAAUAUUUUUAUUGCACAUGCAGAAAUGUUCUGUUCUUAUCUCUCUGGCUGCUUUUAGUCAGCAAAAUGUGAUCAAAGCAGUGAACAAUAUGGGAAAUCCUGUUCAAAACCACAGUGCAAAAUGGAUAUAGUGGUCUCAGUUCAGAGGACUGUGUAGCUCACAACUAGAGAGUAAAAGCUUGGCUUUGUGAAGGCUGAAUCUGAAUAGCCAGGAAAAAAGGUAGGAGAUUGGAAAAUCCCCAUUGUAUCUCACUGAUAGAUGGUACUUUGACAUGAGAAUGGAGAUAUAUUGGUAAAGCAUCCUAGAAAAAAGGUAGGAGAAUGGAAAAUCCCCAUUGUAUCUCACUGAUAGAUGAUACUUUGACAUGAGAAUGGUGAUACAUUGGUAAAGCAUCCUAGAGCAAAUCUAUGAGAUGAGAUUAACAAAAUGUCUUUGACUCGAUGAGCUUUGGAUAAGACCCUCUUAUCUCCUUUGCUUUCAGAACCUUUACCCCUCCUUACCUUUUAUAAUCAAUACAUUAGUCAAUUAAGAUAGUAGGAUAUAAACAUGAACGUUUUUCAUGAAUUUGAAGCUAGCAAAAAUUAGAGCAAGACUCAAUAAUAAUACUGUGAAGAAGGCUGUGUCAGCUAUUUCCAAUAUAAACCUCUAAUUUCAGGGCUUUGUGACACUGAGUUGAAAUUUUUAUUCUGGAAUGAUACUUGGCAAACAGCCUGCAGUAUAUUUUUAUCAAAAUAGACCAAAAGAAAAAAAAAAAAGAGCACUGCUUCUUUAUUUAAAGGAAAGCAAACAAAACAUUUCUCUACUUUCAGACAUUUGUUUAUGCUCUUUUGGCUUAGAAAGAGACUGGUUUUAUUAUUUUUCUCCAUAAUGCAUAGUAUAUACAUGACUUCAGAUAAUAAAAUUGCGAGAGAUGAAUUAAUGGCUGAGUUUCUUUAAAAAGCUGCCUCUAUCCAUGCACAAUAAUUAACUUGAUUCAGAAUGUCAUGGGGAUUUUGAGGACAUGGAUACUGCGUACACAUGCAGCUCUGGCAUAAAAAGCUCCUGGUUGGCCAAUGAUGCAAUAAUGCAUGGCUAAGGUUUGCAUGGGAACGUGUGAGUUUAUUGAUUGUCUGUGGAUUAAGGGGUGUCCAUGGUGCACUGACCACGUGGACUCUGCUGGCUCCUUCAGUAGGCUGAGGGUGACAGGUCCUGGUCCGCUCUGCACAGAGCUCUGUGGCCUCGAGGAUGGGUCCAAGUUCACUGAAGUUUGCCAAAGCAGAAGGUGUCUGACACACUGGCAUGUCCUGUAUGAUCCUCCUGAGAGCAAUGUGCUGAAAAUAUUAAAAAUUGCAAGUAAGGAAUUACUUCUAAGUGAUGGUAAAACUGAUGUGCUUGUGACUUUUGCUGCCCUGAGCCAGAAGAACAGAGAUAAAUGAUCAUACCUUCUUAAGCUUUUGUUUCAUUUUGUGUUGUGAGGUUUUCUGGGGGUGUUCUUUCUGUUUUUUUUUUUUUGUUUUUUUUUUUUUGGUUUGGUUUGGGUUUUUUAAUUUGUUUGAGUGUUUUUUUGGUUUUUGGAGUGGUGUCUUCUGUUUGCUGAUCAAAAGAACUGAUCCGUUAUGCUGUACCAUUACACUGGGUCAGAGUUUUCUGACUCCUGAGGCCCCAAUUCCAGUAAAGCAUUUCACCUCAACCUAAGUCAUGUGCAGAGGUACUAUUCAUGAGAUAAUAAUUAGAUACCUGCCCAAGAGUGGGGCUUAGCUAGAGUUUUGUCAUUGACUUCAGAACAAGCCAGCUCAGAACCAUUGUAUAUAAUCCAUAGAGCCCAGAGACUCGUCUGGGGUUAUGCAGUUGAGUGUAGGUUCACCAGCAUCAGUAAAGGUUGCACAAUCUGGACCUUCCUGUAGAAAUUGUCCCUAAGUGUUUUACAAUGUAUGGUGCAAUAUGUAGGCAUAAUAGUGUGAGUGGAGAAUGCAGAAGCUGGCAAAACACUAUUUUUCUGUGAAAUUGUUACUUUGAAUGGCAACCUUAGUGUCAGUUUACUUUCUCCACGUUUGGAAACGGUGUAUGUGUCUGCACAGCAGUUUUAGUGUGAUGUCCAUUCAAAUCUCUGGUCAGUCUUUCUGAGAAGGUGACUCUUGGGUGUGGCUUAACGGGUCUGUCUGUUCAUUAUAUUGGUUUGAGUGGCCAUGCUUGUAAAAUGGCUGGUAAGACCCAUAGGCAUAAACUAAAUCAGUGAAGGUGUUGGCAUAAUCUGUUGUCUCCAUUGUAUUAUAAAGAAGUUUCCAUUUUUAAAUGAACUCAAUAAAGUGUACUCGUUUCCUUGAAAAAGAAAAACAAUUGUGCAAUUUUAUCAGACAGCAAAUACCGCGGUGCAAGAACACAAGAACAGGUGAUUUAUGUUUUGCAUUUAGUGUUCAAGAUUGACAAUAAUGCAACAAUCUAGUAUAAAUAUAUUUUUAAAUGCUUUUUUUUUAAAGCCAUAAUGAUGAUAUAAAUUAUAAAGGCAUGGCCUUGUGAAUAAUGUUAACAAAUGUCUCAGAAUCAAGAAAAAACAUCCAGAACUUGAUGGUGGUAUAAUAUCUAUAAUAUCUUUUGCAUGAUUUGUAUGUUGAUAUUGUAUGAAAUGAGCACAGUGAGACUUUUUUUUUUGGUUGCAUCCAAAGAGUUAGGAAGGAAAUAUAACAAGAAUGUAUUUAUAAUCACUCUAUUUUGAAAUAAAGUAAAGAAAAUAAAAUGUAUUGGCUUUA
Molecule: messenger RNA, 6719 nt
Organism: Melospiza georgiana
Lineage: Eukaryota; Metazoa; Chordata; Aves; Passeriformes; Passerellidae
Gene: SLITRK4
Product: SLIT and NTRK like family member 4
Exons: 2
Coding region: 165-2678 (837 amino acids)
Biological process (GO): axonogenesis; regulation of presynapse assembly; positive regulation of synapse assembly
Cellular component (GO): glutamatergic synapse; membrane
Molecular function (GO): protein binding
Source: RefSeq, a predicted model, not a curated record